Molecule: messenger RNA, 3177 nt
Organism: Dicrocoelium dendriticum
Lineage: Eukaryota; Metazoa; Platyhelminthes; Trematoda; Plagiorchiida; Dicrocoeliidae
Source: the annotation of a GenBank genome assembly
AGACUUCUGAGUUCUACUGGCCGUGUCAGUCACAUAGAUUUUGGUUCAGUGAUCGACAAUAUUCUGAGGGUUUACGAUGCCGUUAUAGCUAAACACACAGCGCGCGGGUGAAUAUCAAGCACCGAUAUGGCUUGUAUCUGGUUACUUCUGCUGUUACUAAUGGCAACAGCCAGAUUACCGAGGCCAGUCAGUCGAAUUUCACUUAUUGGGUCAUGGGAAAUUCGUGACAGUAAGCAAUCCACUUCCAUCGAGGUGAUAUCCGGAGCCGAUAUGUUUUCAGCUCUAUGGACUGCACGCAUAAUAAACGAUCCGUUAUCUGACCAACACGACAGCGAAUAUAGAUCAUAUGCAUGGGAAGAUUGGACAUUUCAACACAUAUUCCGAACAGCCCCUAAACGAACCCAAAAUGAGGUCACUGAACUAUGCUGCGAUGGUGUGGACACCUUCUGUGAUGUGGCUUUGAAUGACAUUAUACUCGGUACUGGAAACAGUAGUUUUUUGUCUGUAUGUUGGGAUAUCAGUCAGUAUAUUCGCACCGAUGAUACGAAUGAGUUGAAACUUGCGUGCAAAUCCACCCUUCAGACAGCAAAUCGUAUAGCGUCCGAGAGAAGAAGGCGUGGACAGCCCAAAGCUCCACCAGACUGCUGGCCAGAUGAACUACAUGGAGAAUGUCACAUCAAUCUCGUACGUACCACACCGGCAUCAACAGGUUGGGAUUGGGGACCGGCAUUUCCGAUUCAGGGUUUCUGGCAUCCACCGCGUUUGAUCACCUCACCUUCGAAUAUUCGACUGGGGGAAGGGUUUAAAUUCUACAGUUUUGUAAGCCAAAAUACCAGUGAUCAACUGUGGAGCGCCUACGCCAGUGUUGAAGUGCUCCGUCCAUCAGAUCGUAGAGUGCUGGAUGGAAGUGAGACGCUAUGCAUCUCCGUGGUGCUUGAUUCGUGGUCACCCCCGAACGGAAACACUUGCUUUGCAGUAGCUCAGAACGUGACACAGAUAGAUGUCAUGGUACCAAUUCUGACAAACAGUGAGGGAAUAGAACCUUGGUGGCCCAACGGAAUGUUUUCGGGUCCACGAACGUAUGAACUAUAUUUAACUUUAUCUACCACAGACGGAUUCGUGUUGGACCGGGCGCAAUAUUCAGUGGGCUUUCGUGAAGUGCAAUUAAUUGAAAAACCGGUGGUACGCGACGAUCCGGAUGCUGGUUUGUCCUUCUACCUACAAAUAAAUGGUGUGCCAGUGUUUGCCAAAGGUGCCAACUGGAUUCCACAUCGGUUGCUACCUGGGCGUGUUUCCGGAUUUAUGCACAACUCGACGCGUGAUCCUUCGUGGGAUAGUAAACGAUUACUCCGCUCAGCAGCGAUGACCGGAAUGAAUAUUGUUCGUGUUUGGGGUGGUGGCCGGUACGAACCAGAGGAAUUCUAUCGUGAGGCUGAUCGGCUCGGACUGAUGAUUUGGCAUGAUAUGAUGUUUGCGGUGUCCACAUAUCCAUCAAGAGAAAGCCCAGAUCCAUUGGACACCGUGGAAAAGGAAGUUCGAAGACAGGUUCGCCGUCUACACUCUCAUCCGUCCAUCGUAGUCUGGGCCACCGAUAACGAAGUGAGACAAGCCAUAAUGGAUAAUUGGUACGGUGGCAACCGAACGCAACUCCUGGCUGCAUUCCAAGAUCGGUUUGUCGGAUCCGUGGCUCGAGCAAUCACAGAACAAGAGCGCGUUCCCAAGGAUUGGAUUCAACUGGAGGAAAGCCUCAAGUAUCACCCAAGAAAAUGCUUGAUUUCAUCCCCAAGCAACGGAAUCGUGACGGAACAAGCAAAGGGUACUGACCGAAACCCGCAGGACCCCCGGUUUGGCGACGUUCACUACUACAAUUACUAUGGUAACUUAUGGCUUGAAACUGUGUAUCCCGUUACACGGUUUACAUCGGAAUUCGGAAUACAAUCCCUCCCGAGUGCGUUGGCAUGGAGUCGCUCUCUAAGUGAUCCGACGGAAGAAGUGCACUGGGAUAUCAACGGCUCACUGAUGAAGCACAGGCAACACAGAGCGGCGAAUGAACUCUUCGCGUUGGCAGCGAAGCUAAUUGGAGAGCCCACCGAGUUAUCGGACAUGAAGAAACGAUACAUCAGAUGGGCGUACUUGACACAGCUGAAUCAAAUGAUGUCCUACCGAGCACACAUCAACCGCCUGAUGAGGCAUCAGUGUCGAUUGGUAGGAUCGACAGUGCAACCCGAUGAGAAAUCCAGCAUGGGCGCAAUGUAUUGGCAACUUAAUGACGUUUGGUCAGCUCCCACGUGGUCCACGAUAGAUGCAGCGGGGCAAUGGAAAAUGGCGCACUAUGGGGCCGUAACCGAAUGCUUCCGGUCGCGUCGGUUGGGUCGCGUUGCAGUGUACGUCAAUGGGGAACAGCUGGAAGUGGACUGGAUACCACCAAACCAAUCAAAAAUUGCCGUUGUGCCAGACGUAUUCGUGAUACGAUGUUACACCAUCAUGUCUCUACGGCCCACAGCGGAGUGGAGAAUUAAUGUGGACUGGCAGCACUAUGACACCAGUUGCCCAGUACCUGUGCUCACAUCAAGCCUAAGCUCCAUGGAGAAUCGAUGUAACUGGACUGAUUCGAACGUGAGUGGCCGAAUUGUGCACGUUAGCAUGGAAAAGGAAGGUGAGGUAGUAGACGGUGAGAGUUACACUCUGCUAGAAACGCCAGCAGAAAUCAAUUGGCCCAAGAGAAGCAAGGAUCAAGGGGCGCGCGUGACCCAGUUCCGAGAGAUACCAAAAUCCGAAGUCGAUCCACAGGCACCGUUCACACCUACCAGUGUAUAUGCACUGACAGUGGAGACUAUAUUACCGGAACUAUUCGUCUGGUUGGAGCUAAACUACACAUUAGACAUGGAAUAUUGGUUUAGUGAGAAUGCUUUCAAUUUGCUUACCACCAGUAGUAGGUGGAUUCACUUGUAUGUAUCAAGCAGCAGAUUCGUCAGUCCAGAGCGCAUACAUUCAGCCAUUAUCUUGAACACAUUGACCACUAUACGCGAGGAGCACGAAACUUAAUGAGAAAAGCCAUCUAGUACUCCGAAAACUGUGAAUGUUUUCCCUCAUCUUUUGUAAACACACGCAAACUAGCCCGUGCUUCCUCAUGUGGUCGUUUGCAGUUGGAAAGUAUACAUACAUGCUGAUAGAUUU